Molecule: messenger RNA, 2384 nt
Organism: Halichondria panicea
Lineage: Eukaryota; Metazoa; Porifera; Demospongiae; Suberitida; Halichondriidae
Product: tripartite motif-containing protein 3-like
Exons: 2
Coding region: 129-2291 (720 amino acids)
Molecular function (GO): zinc ion binding; protein binding
Source: RefSeq, a predicted model, not a curated record
GUAUCAUGUACAAGGGUCAAGCUGCUACAUGUACUUUAUGUACCUCUACGUAUAUAUAUAUAUCUAUGCAUGUACCUUCGUUGUGUACUGGAAAGCACUUCUCAUUGUAGCCUAGAUUUGAAUUAACGAUGGCUGAAGGACCUGAUCCAGUUGUUGCUGAUCUCGAGCAAGAGGUGACCUGUGGCAUCUGUCAUGACCGCUACCAGGAGCCAAAGCUGCUCCCUUGUUGUCACUACUACUGCAAGCAAUGCAUCCUCACACUCUCCAGUCGCUACCGACCCAACCAGCCGUUCCCCUGCCCCGACUGUCGUGAGCCCACUCUGUUGCCAGACAACAACCCAGACAGACUGCCCACUGCGUUCUUCAUCAACCGGAUGAAAGCACUCCACUCGAGGAUGGAGAAAGCCCACGGCAAGUUGGAGACCACCUGUGAAAUGUGCUCUGGGGGAAAGGCCACUGCAUUUUGCCGACAAUGUGUUCAGUUCAUUUGUGAAAAAUGUGUAGAGUCUCAUCAACGUAUGAAAGUGUUUGCCGGACAUGCCAUCUCCACUCUGGACGAGCUCAAACAGGGCGGAGUGAAAGAACUAACAUUCGAAAGCCCACCACCCCCAAAAUGUGAAGAUCACGAUGAGCCAAAAAAGAUUUUUUGUUUUGAUUGCGACAAGCUCAUCUGUCGAGACUGUGUUGUGUUCGAUCACCGUGACCACAAGUCAGAGUUUGUUAAGAAAGCCGCCCCCGCAACUCGCAAAAAGCUGACGGAGCACCUCUCCCCACUCAAGAACCUACUGCCUGAUCUGAGCACCGCUGUGAAUCAAGUGAAAAGAACUAAACAGAAGAUCCAGGCCCAAAAAGAACUGACAGAGAGACAAGUGAAUGCCAACUUCCAGGAGCUACACGAUAUUCUCGAUCGAUGCAAGGUCCGUGUUUUACGAGAGUCUUCUGCUUUGGCUGAUUCAAAGAUGGAGAAGCUGACAGUUCAAGAGAAGGGUCUGGACCUGUCCCUGGGCACUGCUCAGAGUUUGAUUGACUUUGUAGAGCGUACACUGGAGAAUGCAAGUGAUGAAGAACUGAUUACGAUGCAAGAGCAGGUGGUGAGUCGAAUCGAUGCCGAGGUGGUGAAGCGAGAGAAAGAAGUAACCAAUCCUGAUCCAGUGGACAAAGAUGAUUUUGGAGUCGAAGUGUUUGUUUGUGAGGAUCUCAAGAAGUUGUGUGAGAACAAUGUUGUAGUUUAUCCUUGUGUGAGGGGUGAUGGUGUGAAGAUGGCUGAAGUUGACAAAUGUGUAAGUCUGAAUGUCUAUAUCAGUUUAAAACAAGGCAAACCACAAGCAGUACUGAAAUCGCUAGUUGAUCAAUCGACCCAGCAACUACAAGCAGUGCCUGUGAGGGGUGGAGUGUACAGCGUUGAGUACACCCCUAGGGUACGUGGUCGACACCACCUCCUGAUCUCAGUGGACGACCAGCCCAUCCCAGGAAGCCCCUUCUCUGUGUUCAUCAAAAUACCCCCCACCAAGCUGGACAAGCCAGUUAGGGAGAUAGGAGGAAUCAAGAACCCUAAGUAUAUGGCAUUCAACUCAUCAGAAGAACUGAUUGUAACUGACUAUCUGGGUGAUGUUUUAGUGUUUGACAAGAAAGGAGAACAAAUUCGAAGCAUCAGCAAAUCAAAGCAUGGGUUUGGCAGUAUCUGUGGUGUGGCAGUAGACAAGGAGGACAACAUCUAUGUCUGUGAUACGGGCAAACACUGUGUGUACAAGUUCAACAAAAAAGGAGAUAUACUGAAGAAGUUUGGGACAGAGGGAAGUGGUCUAAAGAAUCUCAACUCCCCUCGAGGGAUAGCAGUCGCUGGUGAUCAAGUGUUUGUGUGCGACGAUCAAAAUCACAGAGUCCAAGUGUUGACGACAGAGCUGGAGCCAGUCAAGCAGAUUGGCUCAGAAGGAACUGGUAAUGAGCAGUUUAAAAGACCAGAGGAUGUUGCGGUAGACAAUGAACAAAUGGUGUAUGUCACUGACUAUGAUAAUCAUCGUGUUCAAGUGCUCACUAUGGAUGGUCGGUUUGUUCGCUCGAUUGGAAAGAAAGGAAGUGAACAAGGAGAUCUGUAUCACCCUCUUGGUGUGUGUGUCACUGGUUUUGUUUAUGUUGCUGAUUAUGAUAACAAGCGUGUGUCAGUGUUCACUAAAGACGGUCAGUUUGUCACAUCAUUUGGUAAUGGUCAUAUCACUAAUCCUAUCGGAGUAGCUGUGGACAGUGAUGGUUUUGUGUAUGUGCGUAGUAUAGAAUCUGUUGUUAUCUUUUAGUGUUUUAAAUGUUGUCUUGUCUGUUUAAUUUUGUAUUUUUUGUGUGUUAUUUUGUAGUUUUAUAUCUUCUACUACCAUCUGUAUUGUACAUUG